AUGGCUCUCCCACUACUGUUGACCUUCCUACUCCUCAAUGAAGCCCAGGCAUCCCCAACCCGCGUCUCACCUCAAGAGAUCGCCCUCAUUACUCCAGCUCCAACAGCAACACUUGCAGUCUACGCUCAUGCCGGAGCCAAGCGUGGUAUCGUUGGCGAUAUCACCUCAAAAUUAGACUCUUAUGUGAAUAGCGUCUUCAGUGAGCUCGGCUCAGCCAUUCCAUCCUAUGUCACCGAAGGCAUCCUCCCGAACGAGGUGGAUCUACCAACCGGUAGUCAGGUCCUGAGUUCUGCUGGACUCAGCAGUUCCGAUAUGGAUGCUGUUCCUACACAAGUGUUGAAUAUCCCGGGUUAUGGAAAUUGGACGAACAACGGUUGGAACCUCCGGGUCCAUGGCAACGUCUUUAAACAACCCAAUAUCUCUCAAGACACUAUCGAUGACCUGGCAAAUUUCUUCCUCAUCGACACUAGUGUCGCAGACUUGCCCGCUUCCCAGCAAGCGCAGGCGCGCAAUUUGACACGUGAGAUUUAUGUCGUGCAGCAAGGCGAUGUCAACGUUACGGUGGAUAUCCUCCCCGGGCCGUCAAAUGGUGCCAGUGGCCAACCUGGUGGUAGUGGUGGAGUAACGCCUGCCGGGGGUGAGAAUCUCAUCACGUUGCCUUAUCCAACGACCGACGAGGGAGACUUCGAUGUCUUUGUUCCAAUCGACAACACAACCCUGAACGUACAAGCUGGAACUGGAGACGUCCCCCCGCAAAGAUUGAAUGUCUAUGCCCAAGGGACAGAUACCGGGAACGCAACAUCGUAUCUCGUAUCAGAUCAGGGCCUCACAGUCAUCAGCGACAUCGAUGACAUUCUUCGCAUCACCAAGAUCUACGAUCCAAAAGAAGGUCUCCUCAACUCCUUCGCUCGCCCAUUCACACCAUGGAUGAACAUGCCAGACAUCUACCGCAACUGGUCCGUCAGUCUGCCCAGCAUGCACUUCCACUACCUCACCACGACCCCAGAACAAAUCACUCGAAACUACAUGGAAUUCAUCUACAACACCUACCCAGGAGGCUCCUUCGACACGCGGCCCCUCAACUUCAGCGACCUGUCCGCGACACUGAGCAUCCGCAAAUUCCUGCUCGACAAGAUCUUCCUGACCUUCCCCAACCGCAAAUUCAUCCUGGUCGCCGACACCAGCAAUAGCGACGUCAUGAGAGAUUAUCCCGCGAUGGCGACCGAUUUUCCUAAUCAGGUCCAGUGCAUAUUCCUCCGCAACACCUCGUCCACCGAUCCGACCGAUAGAUUCCCGUACGACACCAAGGGCUUCAAGAACCUCAACCAGCAGAGCUACAUGUUCUUCAACGUUCCCGACGAUCUGACCGGCUUGGACAUCAGCAAUGGGCAAUGCUACAAUGCCAGCGUCAAGCAGAACCUGACUUUCGGGUACCAGGGCUUGCCGUUCGGUAUCGAUGACCAAGGAGACGGUCAGAGCGGGAAUAGUAGUGGCAGUGGAAGUGGAAGUGGCAAUGCCGCUCCACGAUUACUUGGGGCUGGGAGCGGAUGGAUGAAUACCAUCGGCUUGUCUGCCCUUGUGUUUGGAGUUCUCAUGUUCAACGGUUUAUGA
Molecule: messenger RNA, 1611 nt
Organism: Exophiala bonariae
Lineage: Eukaryota; Fungi; Ascomycota; Eurotiomycetes; Chaetothyriales; Herpotrichiellaceae
Exons: 1
Coding region: 1-1611 (536 amino acids)
Cellular component (GO): actin cortical patch
Molecular function (GO): phosphatidate phosphatase activity
Source: RefSeq, a predicted model, not a curated record